Neltuma alba is the source of this 938-nucleotide messenger RNA. RefSeq names its product ras-related protein RABC2a. The record is from RefSeq and is a predicted model, not a curated record. Bases 12 to 671 code for a protein of 219 amino acids. Lineage: Eukaryota; Viridiplantae; Streptophyta; Magnoliopsida; Fabales; Fabaceae. Gene Ontology annotation, molecular function: GTP binding; GTPase activity. The transcript has 7 exons.
AAUGAACUAAGAUGCCAAGAGACAGAGAAAGAGAGAGAAUGAGUUCGUCCUCAGGUCAGAGCAGUGGCCACGAUCUCUCUUUCAAGAUCUUGUUGAUCGGCGAUUCCGGCGUGGGAAAAAGUAGUCUCCUCGUCAGCUUCAUUUCCGGCUCCGUUGAAGAUCUUUCGCCCACCAUUGGUGUUGAUUUCAAGAUCAAGGUGUUCACAGUAGGUGGGAAGAGAUUGAAACUGACAAUUUGGGACACUGCUGGGCAGGAAAAGUUCAGAACUCUAACAAGUUCCUAUUAUAGAGGAGCGCAAGGAAUUAUUCUCGUUUACGAUGUCACAAGGAGAGAUACCUUCACAAACUUAUCUGAAGUAUGGUCUAAAGAAGUGGAACUCUAUUCCACUAACCAGGAUUGCAUGAAAAUGCUAGUUGGAAAUAAAGUUGAUAGAGAUUCUGAAAGGGCUGUUAGCAAGGAAGAGGGCUUAGCUCUUGCCAAAGAGUUGGGGAGUUUGUUUCUCGAAUGCAGUGCUAAAACUCGAGAAAAGGUGGAUCAAUGCUUUGAAGAACUUGCUCUAAAGAUUAUGGAAGUUCCUAGUCUUUUGGAAGAAGGAUCAACCGUAAAAAGGAAUGUAUUAAAGCAGAAACAGGAACCCCAAGCACAGCAACAUGGUAGUUGUUGCUCCUAAAAUGCAGCAUUGUGGACUUUGAGUCUUGACAAGCGCAUCUUGGACAUAUAAUGUAUAUGUAAGCUUCUUCUCUAGUUUCUUACUGUUGCCGUUGUCUUUCAGUUGCUUUAUUCUUGUACCGCCGAAAUGUGGAAACUGCCACUCAAAUUACACCUGUUUAGCCUGGUGUAAAUUUGUUUGCUCUUUCGUUCUUUGUUUUCUUGCCUGUAUUUUGUCGAGAUCAAUAAAGCCAGUGCAAAUACGAUUGAUCUCUCAGUUUCAAUGUCA